UUAAAAAUGAAAGAAAGGUAAAAAAGUAUUUACUGUGAAGAUGAUCAACAUUUUCAUAAAGGAGAGAUGAUUAAAUAUUUGAUGAUAAAAAAAGAUAAGGGUACUAUUAAAAGAAGAUUAUUUUGUGAUGAAUGCUAUUUAGGAAAAUAUAGUUCUUAUUAGUAAUAUUGUUGUGAUAUCUAAGAAGUAUUUAUUCUUUAUAUUAAAACUUAAGUUGAUAAAUGGUAACAUAUUCGAAGCAUUCAAAAAUACAAAAUUUGAUAGUGAUAAAAAAUAAGAGUUUUUCAACUAUGCUAAAAAUCACUUUCCAUAUUUAAGUGAGAAAUUUAUUUAAAAUGUAUUGAAUUAUAAAUAUUUAGAUGAUAACUAGGCUUAGGGAAGAAUUAACAUCAAUAAUUGAUGAUCUUGAAAUUUUACUUUAUGAGAAAUAUAAAUUAUAUUUAGCAGAUGUUGAAAAAUGGGCAAAAACAGAAGCUCUUAAUGAAUAUUUUGAUUGUAAGGAAUUUAAGGAAAAAUUCCUUGAUGGUUCUUUUUAAAGAAGUCCUUUUAAAUUUGAAGAAUUAAAUAAAACAGCAGAAGAAUUUGUUGCAAAAAUUAAUACCACAAAUGAUGAUAAAAUGAAAAUUGAUAUAGAAAAAAUAAUCAGUACUCAAAAAUAAUUGUAAAUAUUAAUUUUUAUUAAUUAGUUUUAACUUAGAUAGAUUUAAUGUUAUUUUUAAUGAAUUAUUAUAGUCAAUUGAAACAAUGAAAGAAAGAACAUUUUCGGAUUAUAAAUUUUCAAAAUCUUCUUUAGCCACUCCAUAUCUUGAGAAGAUCAUUCAAAAAAUAGCACCAGGAAAUGAAGAAAAUUUUCAUAAGGCUAUGAAUAGAAUCUAUAGAUUUACUUAGAAUGGAUCAAAUUAUCAAAAAUUAUAAGAAAUCAAUGAAUUAUAAAUUAAAGAUACAAUAACAAUAAUUUAAACAAAGAAUAAAAGCAUUUUUGGAGUUUAUAAUUGUAAAGCUUUUCCAUAGAAUUCAAUUCUAUUUUAAAUGAACAAAGAAAAAUAUUUUUAAUUAAAACUAAAUAAGUAAGCCUUAAAAAUAAACCUAAAUGCUGAUUUGUCAUCUUGGAUAAUUAAUUUUGGAGAAGGAGAUAUCCUUAUAAAUUCAACAUUCACAAAAUGUACAUCUAAUUUAGGAAAUGGGUUUGAUAUAAGUGGAUCUGAUAUAUGGAAUAAUUAAGAAUAUCUCUCAGAUUGCUUAUUAUUUGACAUUUAUGAUAUAGAGAUUUUUGAAGUUUAGGCUUAAGAGCCUUAUAGAUAAUAACAGGUAACAAAUCCAUCUAUUGGUACUGGUGGUAUGUCCUCUACUGCUGGGGGUCGUCCUAUUCCACCUCCUGGUGUACAAUUUCAAUCUGAUGGUCCUUUUCAACCGCGAGGUCCAAUUGGACAAUUUCAACCUCCUGGUGGACAAAUUCAACCUCCUGGUGGACAAAUUCAACCUCCUGGUGGACAAUUUCAACCUAUUGGUAUUAAUCGAUAAAAUGGGGCUAGUCAAAGUUUUUAACCAAGUAAUAAUAAUCCUAAAUGAUGAAG
Messenger RNA from Paramecium sonneborni, 1574 nucleotides. The record is from the annotation of a GenBank genome assembly. Lineage: Eukaryota; Ciliophora; Oligohymenophorea; Peniculida; Parameciidae.